AUGUUUGAAAUGAGACAAGCCAUCUACCUGGUGCUAUCGGCUCUAUUUAUUAAUCAAUAUUCAAGUCAAACCGGUUUUCCGAAACAAUUUCAAGCAACAUUGAAUAUAACUGGAUUACAGUCGUGGCCAUUACCAUCUUUUGGUUUUCAAUACUUAUUGUAUGAUUACACAAAUUCAAGAGCUCGUUUUGAUAUCAAAGGUUGGCGAUUGAAACAAAAUGAAACUUAUAUGAUUCAAUAUAAACCCAAAGGUGCUGAAGCAGAUACACCGGCCUCACAUGGUUAUACAAUGUUCAACUACAAUCCUGAUUAUCCAGAACGGACAAAGAACAAUUGUUGGUACAGGACAAAUCCAAUGAAAGAUGCAGGUCCGUUCCCGAUUACAUGGUUUGCUGAUAGCUUAAGUUUCCGUCAAGUCCAACCAUGGUUUCCACUACCAUCGAAUCUUAUCAAUAAGGGCGAAGAAUGGAUACCAGAAAUUCAGGGCUAUGCAGUGAGAUACGAUUCGCCAGAAAUAUGUAAUUUAAGAAAAUCUGGAAUUGGUCAAGUUCCUUGUUUACGUUAUUUUGAAGCACCAGAUAGACCAGUAAAAACUAUUGAAGCUCAUGAUAGUCAAGGCGCUUACGAUCCAGAUGAAUAUUUAACUACAGUAUAUCUAUCAUUUACAAAUGAUAUUCCAUCAGAGGCUGAACAUUUGUUCGAUUUACCUGAUCAAUGGCCUGCCUAUUGUGGCAAUGAAAAUACGGGAUUUAAUGUAGAACCCUCUCGCUCAUUUGUGGUUACUUCUGAUGGUCAAGAUAAUUUAAAAUUAACUUUUCAAACACUACCAGUUCAUGCACCUAGUGACCAAGUUAAAGUUGAAUUUAAAGUACAACCAAAUUAUUUCUACAAUGGCACGCAAUAUGCCGAGUUUAUUACAGUUGUUUUUGAUCGAGCAAAUUGGCAAAUACCACAACAAAUUAAUAUGUCAUUUGUUGAUUAUGGCUGUUGCUCAUAUGCCAUUACUGCAACCGGUGGUUGA
Rotaria sordida is the source of this 1020-nucleotide messenger RNA. The record is from the annotation of a GenBank genome assembly. Lineage: Eukaryota; Metazoa; Rotifera; Eurotatoria; Philodinida; Philodinidae.